Molecule: messenger RNA, 1656 nt
Organism: Penicillium macrosclerotiorum
Lineage: Eukaryota; Fungi; Ascomycota; Eurotiomycetes; Eurotiales; Aspergillaceae
Product: fungal specific transcription factor domain-containing protein
Exons: 1
Coding region: 1-1656 (551 amino acids)
Biological process (GO): DNA-templated transcription
Molecular function (GO): zinc ion binding; DNA binding
Source: RefSeq, a predicted model, not a curated record
AUGGAUCUACACUCUACAGAGGCACCACUUUCUCAUCCAGAUGUCCCGUCCGGCGGUCGAUAUCCAUCCUUAUCUGAGAGUUCAUAUGGUUCUGCCCUGCAUUCUGUCAAGCCAAAUGGCACUAAAUCAGUUCCGAUCGACCUGGAUAUCACUCCCAUAGUGCGUGAUCACCUGUUCAAAGUGUUUUUCGAAUUUAUCCAGCCAGCAUGGCCUGUGGUAUCAAAGGAAAGCCUCGUGCGUUAUCCCUGUAACCCUGUUCUGGAGGCAGCAAUCCUCGGUGUGGCAGCUCGACACCACACAGCUAUUGUGUCCUGGCGUGACUUAAGCCAUAUCCAAGAGGUCAUUGAUGGCGAAUUGAGAAAUUUAUUCAAUCUACGAGAUCAUUGCGAGCACUCCAUACAGACUUUACAAGCUCUGCUUCUUCUCUGUCUUCGAGUAGAGCUAUGCGCAAAGAACCACCAUGACCUACAGCGUCUUCCAUUUCGAAUUUCUUUCGCAUGCCAGAUAGCUCAGGACCUGGGCUGUCAUAUACCUACCACACAGUCACCAGCGGAUGAGUGGGAUGACAAAGACCUCCGACGGACCCUAUGGGCUGCAUGCAUCUUCGUGGAUACUCAUUGCUCUGCUAUAUUAGGCCAAGAAAUGAAUAUUAGCAUGAGCCAGAAUCGAGAAUUUUGCCUUGGACAAGCUGCUGGGGCCACAGAGCCACAACUCGAUUUAAUCCGCACAUUUGAACAUCACCGAUUUUUCUACACCGCUGUCGGUUUCAUGGUCUGCUUACGUUCAGUUCUGUGCAUGGGUUACUCUUUUCUUCCCAAAAUAGAGGAAGAAAUGCACGAUCAAUUAAAUGCAAUCCUAAAGGAUAUUGAAUGGCACCAGGAAUAUCUCAACUCAAACAAGUCACAGUACAGUGACCACGAGUGGCAAUGUCUCCAGAUGAUUCACUCAAAUACUCACCUUCUUUUCAUUCUCAGCCUUCGAUCGACAAAGUUAACGGACGACAAACUACGGAACAUCGCGAGUACACAACUGUUUUCCGUGAUGACACAAGCGUGCCAGACUCUUGAGUGGUCAACCUCGGAGCUCAUUGAAUCAGCACCAGGACAAUUGCUUGUGACACUUUACAGCACCUCACGUGCCUUAAUGGUCAUCGUGGAUGUAUUAAGGGAUCCCGAGUCCAAGGGGGGUUUGUCAACUUCUACGCUAGAACGCUUGCAGGGGGCCGUCGAAAACGCGAGAAAAUUCAUGGCCUUUCUUUCAGUGGACAAGACUUGGGGGCAAAAAUGGACUCAAUCACAUACCCUUAAGGCAAUCUUUACGAGAUUGGACCAGAAGCAGAGAGAUAGAUCUAGCUUGCCCCACACCAUGGACGACGCAAGCGUGAGGGUGUGCGAGCGGCCUUUGUCCGAUGCAGUGGCAAAUUUAGAGUCCACUGCUUCUGUGCGAACUGAAUCGAGGGUCCAGUCGAGUUUAAGUGGACGAGAUGUCGAUGCUACAGCCAAUGAAGCAGAACUGGAAAAGCCUCCUUUCGACGAAGAUAUUUGGAAUGACCUUGAGAAUUCAAUGGACUUGAGCAAUGUCAUUCUUAAUCCGGCAGAGUGGGAAAGCUUUUUUGAACAAUGUGACCGGGAUAUGUACGGACCAAGUCGUCUAUAG